Messenger RNA from Hypoxylon trugodes, 1782 nucleotides. RefSeq lists its product as uncharacterized. The coding region runs from base 216 to 1571 and encodes 451 amino acids. The record is from RefSeq and is a predicted model, not a curated record. Lineage: Eukaryota; Fungi; Ascomycota; Sordariomycetes; Xylariales; Hypoxylaceae. The transcript is spliced from 2 exons.
GUCCCAUCGCUGCAACGCUUCAGAGCCUGUGCGCCCAUUUUUUUCUUCUUACUGCUGCCAACUCCCGCGUGGCGCAUCACCCAUUUCAGCCGGGAAUAAAAAUAAGAGAGGAUCAGCAAACAAGGGAGGCAAGAAAAAAAAACUCAAUUACAAACUCACAUCGUCGUACCUGGAAUUACCACAUCAAGCAAAAAGCUUGAUCCCCUUGGUACAUCAUGAGCGCAGCGAUCGCCAUGGCCCCUUCGCCGGCUCCCCAUGACAGACCGGCCUACGCUGAGUUGGCACCUGCUACUAGUUCAGCGACUGUAGCUGCUGUAACUGGAACUGCCGCUGCGCCGGUGGCUUCACCCUCCGUCCCACGUACUUCAGCUGCGGUUUCGGGCACCCCGAACAAUGUUCCUGUCUCUGCGACGCAACGUCCUACCAGCCGAAGUCCCACCAGAUCGGCUGCCCAGCCCGCGGCAAAGUCUUCACCCCCAAGCGCAUCGCGAAACGUUUCUAACGCUUCCGCACCUAAGAUUAUUGUAAAGAAGGAACCCGGAUCUCCAGAUAUACCUUCUACUCGUCACCGCCCGCGAAAGUUAGACCUUUCCAGAAAUACUCUCACUGGCUCAGGUGCCGCGACGGCACGCCCGGCAUUGGGAAGGGAAGGACUCGGCAUCCAAGAAGUCGGUAUCGCGUGUUUGUCCCCCGGUUUCGUUACGCAAGAUCCAGUAAUGAAAGAACAUCUACAACAGAGCAUGAAUGUUAGGGAACAACAACGCCGUAUCAUUGAGGCUAGAUUACAACAGCAAUCAGCAAAGGGGGACGGACCCGACGGCAAGGAUAAGGACCCUAUUAGCCAAUUCGCCGCGAAGACCCCAGGAAUGUCUCGACGAAAUAAGGCCCCUCCGGGUUUAAGCAUUGUAGCGCCCUCCCACGAACAAUUCGCCAAUGAGCGAGUAAUCCAAUCUGCGCCUCUGGGCCAAACCUUUACUGGUCGCCACAACCCGCAGCCUCUAACACGGCAUCUUGCCAACCAGCCAUCAAACUUGUCCAGCACAUCUCACAUUCACCAUGUUCCCGCAAACCAAACAGCCAAUCGUUUGCCCCCGAUAUCAGAUGUAUUCGGUGGUCAAGGGCUUCCAUCACACGCCGAAACAAGCAGUCGCGCCCUAUAUCCCGGCUCAAGUCACGGGCCAUUAGCAUCGCCUGGUCACCCUCCACCACCCUCGCAGCCUCCUAUGUCAGGUCGGACUCGAGAGUAUAAGUCAGCAGAGGAAGCUCAGCACGAACUAUCUGGCGGUCGACCAGAAUUAUUACCCAAGCUUGUUCAUUACACAGGACACCAGCCUCCGACGCCGCCAUCGCCCCGAAAUGGAAUCAACCCCUUAGAUGCUAGCCGAGGUACGAGCAAGCGAAGAACUCGUGCCGAGUAUGAGGAAGGUAGCAGUCCUCCGCUAGGCCACGGGCCUUCUGCGACUCGAAGAGGACCAUUCGGAGCCGGGCGGGAUAGCCCCGAGACCCAGCGACAGAAGCGCGAGGAAUUCUUAAGGUUGUGCGAGAGAGCCUGGGAUCUAUUCCACUCAUGAACACGCUGAGACGAUCCUACCACGGCGGAUCGAAUUGAUAUUUCUUGUAACCUCAUGACUUUACGCCACGGUACGAAACAUACGGCCUUGUUCCCGUGUACAUGCUCCGAGAAGGAUCUUUUGGGGGAGGCGGAUAUGCUUGUUUUUGCUGGCGGGUUAUGUCCGAACUUGACGAGACGGCCUAGGCUCGCUAUUUAUGUUACGCAUAUGA